Molecule: messenger RNA, 2422 nt
Organism: Frankliniella occidentalis (western flower thrips)
Lineage: Eukaryota; Metazoa; Arthropoda; Insecta; Thysanoptera; Thripidae
Product: UTP--glucose-1-phosphate uridylyltransferase
Exons: 10
Coding region: 150-1640 (496 amino acids)
Biological process (GO): UDP-alpha-D-glucose metabolic process; glycogen metabolic process
Cellular component (GO): cytoplasm
Molecular function (GO): UTP:glucose-1-phosphate uridylyltransferase activity
Source: RefSeq, a predicted model, not a curated record
GGGGCCUUAUACGCGGGCUCUCAGCUGAGCUACUCGACUGUCGUGUCGGACUGUCGUCUGUGUUGUGUUCAUUCACCGCCGGCCCGCCGCCACCGCCGGACUCGACAGCACACACGACAUACAGCACGCGCUCCGCGUUAGCCAACGACAUGCCGAUCAGCAAGGAGAGCAGCGAGUUCCAGGAGGCCAUGCAGCGCGACGCCGCCACCCGGCUGGACGCCGACCUGGAGCAGCUGCUGAGCCAGCUGUCCCCCCAGGAGCGCGCCUCCCGCGCCAAGGAGCUGGGCGGCUUCUCCAGGCUGUUCGCCAGGUUCCUCAAGGAGAAGGGGCCCUCCGUGGAGUGGGACAAGAUCCAGAAGCUGCCCGAGGGCGCGGUGCGCCAAUAUGACUCGCUCAACAAGCCCAGCGAGGCCAGGAUCAAGGAUAUGCUCAACAAGCUGGUGGUCGUGAAGCUCAACGGAGGCCUAGGCACCAGCAUGGGCUGUCGCGGUCCCAAGUCAAUCAUCAGCGUCAGAAACGAUCUCACCUUCCUCGACCUGACAGUGCAGCAGAUCGAGCACCUCAACAAGAAGUACGGCGUCAACGUGCCCCUCGUGCUCAUGAACUCGUUCAACACGGACGAGGACACCCAGAAGAUCGUGAGGAAGUACGAAAAUCUCAACGUCGAGUUCCACACCUUCAACCAGUCGUGCUACCCGAGGAUACAGAAGGACACGUUCCACCCCAUCUGCAAGACCCCCGACGUGAAGGCCGACCUGGAUGCCUGGUACCCUCCCGGCCACGGUGACUUCUACGAGAGCUUCAAGAACUCUGGCCUCCUCACCAAAUUCAUCGCUCAGGGCCGCCAGUACUGUUUCCUCUCCAACAUCGACAACCUGGGCGCCACGGUCGACACCCGGAUCUUGGACCUGGUCCUCGCACCGGGCCAGGACGCGCCCGAGUUCGUCAUGGAGGUCACGGACAAGACCAAGGCCGACGUCAAGGGAGGCACGCUCAUCCAGUACGAGAACAAGCUCAGGCUGCUCGAGAUCGCCCAGGUCCCCAAGGAGCACGUGGACGACUUCACCUCCGUCAAGACCUUCAAGUUCUUCAACACCAACAACCUGUGGAUCAAGCUGGACGUUAUCGAGAACGUGCUGGCCCAGGGCACCCUCAACAUGGAGAUCAUCCUCAACCCCAAGCACCUCGACUCCGGCCACGACGUGCUCCAGCUGGAGACGGCCGUGGGCGCCGCCAUGAAGUGCUUCAGCAGAGGGAUCGGCAUCAACGUGCCGCGGUCGCGCUUCCUCCCCGUCAAGAAGACCUCCGACCUGCUGCUCGUCAUGAGCAACCUGUACGCGAUGCAGGGCGGCUCGCUCGGCAUGUCCCCGCUGCGCAUGUUCCCCACCACGCCGCUCAUCAAGCUGGGCGACAAGCACUUCAACAAGGUCAAGGACUUCCUGUCCAGGUUCGCCACCAUCCCGGACAUGCUCGAGCUGGACCACCUGACCGUGUCCGGAGACGUCACCUUCGGCAAGGGCGUGUCCCUCAAGGGCACCGUGAUCAUCAUCGCGAACCACGGCGACCGGAUCGACAUCCCGUCCGGGGCCAUCCUGGAGAACAAAAUAGUGUCAGGCAACCUGCGCAUUCUCAACCACUAAGAGCUUCCCCUCGCCCGGCGUCUCGCGCGCUCUGGCUGCGCCUGGCACGCCGUUUUCCGACGUCAAAAAACAAAAUCACGUCGUCGGGAAACGGCGUCCUUUUUGCCACCGUCGCCGGGACGCCGAGUGACUGUCCAGCUACCUUGUACCACCUUCCUACCCCUAGUCCCGCCGCCCACCCCUCCUCACUCCCCCCUCCCCCCACUCCAGGCUGUCCUGGGUCCCCGCGGAGGGCGCCGUGCUGUGGCUCGCCCCCUUGCUCGAGACCCUCCUCGGCUGCCGCGUCGACCAGGACCCCGAGGCGCCGCGCGUCCUGGCCCUGGGCGAGGGGAGCGCAACGCAAUGCCAAAGAAUCACUCCAGUCACGUUCGGGGGCGCCGACGACGACUACAAGAAGAGCGCGGCGCCGCUGACGGCGCACAAGCGGCUGCAGAAGCCGUGGGUGUGGGAGACAGUGGUGCAGUGCGUGGCGGCGCUGGCGGAAGGCCGCUGCCGCUGCUGUGUUAACUAGUUGUAUUAAUAAUUGUUAGUCGAUCUGCCCGUGCGAGCCGCGCUAAACGGCGCGGCCCGGCGGCAGGCGCAUUGUGAUAUGUAAUGCAUUCACUAGCAUGUUUUUUUUAGACAUUUGUUAUACACGUUUUUUAAAAUGUUUUUCUUUUUGUUUUAACUCCCCACACACGCCCCUUGUUGUUUUUUCCUAAUUGAUAUUUUUUUCCCUUCACCCUUCGAUGGGGGUAUACCCUGUAUGAAGACGAUCGCUACAAUAAAUUAUAUUUUAUGUA